AUGUCUCACCUAAAGGAAACUCAGACAACCGACGAUACCAGCCAAGAGGAUUCUUGCGUCCAGUUUGUCAGUGGAAAGAAGGUGAUCAUCCUCCCCAACGACCCGCCCUCGAAAAAGCCCGAAGAUGGAUACAUCUUAGUUAGUGACCCCAUGGCUGCCGCUGUCGAUGACUUGGGCGUCUCUGGCCUCCUCAUUCACUACGCUAGUAUCCUCGCAGUCGAAACUAAAGUAGACCUCCACACCGGCCCACAAUGGGAUGCGCUCGUCGAGGGCCUCGAUACUCUACGCAUCUGUUCCGAACUUUUCUCAAACGCCACCAUCCAUGAUCUGCCCAAAGUGUUCGGAUAUGUCAACUACAAACUAUCGCCGCAACACCAGGUCACCCUUUUCAUCGUCCUUUCAGCCAUCUUCAAGACGACUGACUGGAUGCGCUUCGAGCGCCAGGUUGUCGAGAAGGAGGAAUUUGAGAUAUCAGCCGUCGUAUGGGCGUUCAAAAUCGGUCCCAGGGGUCUGACACAGGGGCGGUCAAAAGGAAAGAAGGAGCUUGAAACACUCCUGGAGGCGGAGGAGGCGUGGAUUGCUGCUAACCGCAACGCGGUCAAUUAUGAAGAGAGCAAGAAGGCGCUGCUGCAGCUCGCUGCUGGAUUCGUGGAGUGGGGUACGAACGCGGCCGGAUUCUUUGGCGCCAAGUAG
This is a messenger RNA of Alternaria postmessia, 693 nucleotides long. RefSeq lists its product as uncharacterized. The record is from RefSeq and is a predicted model, not a curated record. The transcript has 2 exons. Bases 1 to 693 code for a protein of 230 amino acids. NCBI's taxonomy places the organism in Eukaryota, Fungi, Ascomycota, Dothideomycetes, Pleosporales, Pleosporaceae.